Messenger RNA from Fomitiporia mediterranea MF3/22, 751 nucleotides. RefSeq lists its product as uncharacterized. Gene Ontology annotation, cellular component: membrane; endomembrane system. NCBI's taxonomy places the organism in Eukaryota, Fungi, Basidiomycota, Agaricomycetes, Hymenochaetales, Hymenochaetaceae. The transcript has 5 exons. Bases 35 to 751 code for a protein of 238 amino acids. The record is from RefSeq and is a predicted model, not a curated record.
UGCAACAGCGCUUCACGGGGUCGGUGUCGCUAUCAUGACGUGGGGACAUCUCGGAAUCGAACGUACAAUAAUGUAUUCCUUAGUGAAGGAUCAGAAAGGCGGUCACUGGCAAUUCAUGACGGUUCUAGCUCUUGACAUGUCGUUACUUACAGAGGCUCUCAGUUUAGCUUGUGAUGUCCUGCCGACAACUCAAACAUCUCUCCGAAGAACGAUACACGAAACAAAACGCAAGAUCUUCUUGAUUGCUCUUCCGUUAUCUGUUGACGUUGCUUUGAUAUAUUGGAUCUCCGCUAUAUUGUUCCCGACACUCAUCAUAGGACGUGUUCCCAACCCGUCCUUACCAACUUCUAUCAAUGUGUCCGGUGACAUUAUUCACGUUCCACUCAGUCUCGACCUUGCGCUACACGCCGCACCUAUACUCUCACUUCUCGGCGACUUCUUCCUCUUCGAUGAGAGCUACGGAUCUGGUGAGGUGAAGCGCGGUACAACCCAUCUAUGUACAUUUUCUGCGGGUUAUGCUGCAUGGGUAGAAUAUUGUGCAAGUUAUAAUGGAGUUUACCCAUACCCUUUUCUGAAUGGGAAUCCCUUUGCUAUCCGAGUUAUCAUAUACAUUGCCGUGACCGCCAUUGCAGUGCUAUCCCUCCGAAUCGUUAAUGCCGUUCAUAAAUUCCUCAACAAACAAUAUACCCCAACAACUACACAAUCGGAGUCGGAAAAAACAGAUACGUUUAGAAUUGUAUACAAAAAUUGA